CGACAAAACAUGUCGUUUAUUAAUCACGGUAACUCUAUUAAACAUAAAGAUUAGAUUAGUGUCCCUCUCACCUUGAGACGUUGCUCCCAUACUACCAUUCACGGGUUUGAUUUUUACCCAUGUGAUCAAAUAACCAAGAGCAUAUAAAAGUAUUCCAAAAAUGGAAAGAAGUUAGAAAAAUUGUAUUGCCUAUUUGAUUGAUCCAAAAGAUUGAAUCUCAAAGCUCAAAGCUCAAAGCUCAGAUUAGAUCCCACCCUACAAAACAUAUGUGAUCCGACCCGACAAAUCAUAUGUGGUUAUUAAUCAUGGUAACUUGUUAAACAUAAAAAUUAAAUCAGUGCCCUCCCACUUUGAGAGGUUGCUCCCAUAGUACCUACCAUUCAUGGGUUAGUUUGAUUUUUCACCCAUGUGAUCAACUAAUAUGCUCAUGUGGACAUUAUAUGGUGCAAGGGACCACCUAAUUUUCACCCUACCACUUUGACCGCCUAAUUGAUUGUUACUACAUUUUGUACACCAAAGAGAAACAAUUUUUAAAAGGAAUGAAGUAAUGGAACAACUUCUACCAACUCAAUUAAUAGCAAGUAAUUAUUUAACAUGGAGGGCACAUGGCCACAUGCGCUAUAUGUAAACUUUUUUAACUCAAAAAACUUUUUUGCCAAGCUGUUUCCUCUUAGACUCCACCCCCUACCACUUUGACUAGCCGUCAAAACGUAAUUAUAAUGUGAAGAAGAGUCAACCCAAACCCAAAAUUCCACCAUUCACAUUUCCAAGCAACCAAAUCUGGACAGGUCACUAUUCUUUUUUAACCCUUUAUUUCUUAUCCCCUUCCUAAGAAUCUCACUCAGAAAGAAAGCCCUAACUAAAUUCAAAUUCACCCACCCCUACUUCCUUCUCCCUUCAAACUUCUCCUCUCCCAUAAAGAAUUCAUUUUCUACUCCGUAUGAUCUAAAAGGGGAAAAAAGAUUCAACGCCUAUUAAUUCCAACCCAAACCCAAAAUAAGUAAGUGUUCGCUGCCAUAAAUUUUACCCCAAUAAAUAAUUCCCACCCCAAAAUCGGGGGGAAAAGAGAGCAAAGAUUUAAUCUUUUUAACUUCAAGCUUCUCUUUACCAGAUAUGCUGGAAAGUUCAGUGUUGGUGGACAAUCCCAGCGGCGGAAUCGCUGCCCCCGCUGCUGAGGCGGUGGCUGAGCUGCAGGGCGGAGGCGGCGGAGAAGACGGAGACCGGAGCUCAGGUGGCAACAGAUGGCCGCAUGAAGAAACGCUGGCUUUGCUCAAGAUCCGUUCAGAAAUGGACCUUGCAUUUCGUGAUUCUACUCUCAAAGCCCCUCUCUGGGAACAAGUUUCAAGAAAAAUGGAGGAGUCAGGGUACAAGAGAAGUGCCAAGAAGUGCAAAGAGAAAUUUGAGAACAUUUACAAGUACCACAAGAGAACAAAGGAAGGCAGGUCCGGUCGCCAGAAUGGGAAAAAACUACAGAUUCUUUGAUCAACUAGAGGUUCUAGACAACCUGCAGUCCAACAAAACCUACUCGGACGAUUCUAAGGACCCAACAGAAUUGGGGUCUCCAACGCCCAUGGCAAUGGUAAGGCCAAACACCAACAUUGUUCAAGAUUUUAGGACACAUCAUCAUCUCAUCAGCCAAACAAAACACAACCUCACCAGCGCUGAUGUCAUUUCAGCCUCCACGUCCACGACCUAUUCCUCUGGGAAAGAGUCUGGAAGUUGUGUUUCGAGGAAGAGACAAAUGGCCGGUUUCUUCGAGAAGCUGAUGACAGAAGUGCUAGAAAAGCAAGAAAAUUUGCAGAAGAAGUUUCUCGAAGCAUUGGAGAGAUGUGAGAGGGACCGCAUGGCGAGAGAAGAAGCAUGGAAGAGAGAAGAGACCGAGAGAAUGAAGAGAGAACAAGAGUUCUUAGCACAGGAGAGAGCCAUUUCAGAGGCAAAAGAUGCAGCCUUGAUAGCAUUUCUUCAGAAAAUCGCCAAGCAACCGAUCCCUGUGAACUCAAUCACGCCCUUAGAGAAAGAUCAGGAAAUUCAAGAAGGGAACGACGAGGAAGAAAUAAAUAUUAAUAACGAGCAAAAAGAGAAUGGCUCCGGCGAGAGGACUUAUGCUAGAUGGCCUAAAGCGGAAAUCGAAGCAUUGAUUAGAUUCCGGACAAAGCUUGACAUGCAGUACAACGAAAAUGGGUCAAAGGGCCCUUUAUGGGAAGACAUAUCAUCUGAAAUGAAGAAGCUUGGGUAUGACAGGAACGCCAAACGGUGUAAAGAAAAAUGGGAGAACAUAAACAAGUACUACCGAAAGGUGAAAGAAAGCAACAAGAGGAGGCCCGGAGAUUCCAAAACUUGUCCCUACUUCCACAUACUUGAUUCUCUUUACCAAAACAAGUCCAAGAGGGUUGUUGAACUUAGUUCAACGACUCCCGAUAAUCCUCAUGAUUUCAAUAUGAAGGCAGGAGAGAUGUUGAUGCACAUAAUUAACCAAAAUCAAAAUCAAUAUCGGGAAAAACAAGAUGUCAGAAGAACAACAAAUGGGUUCCAAAGUCAAGAGAAUGAUGAAGAGGGUCAAAGUGAAGACGGAUUUCACAUUGGAACCACCCGCCCGUGAAAAGAGACGAGAGUGGAAGUGAAGGUAAUAAUAAAAAUUCCAAUAGGAAUUAAUUAUGGGGUCACUCUAAAUUAUGCUGUGCACACACACACACCCAAUAGGUGAUACUAAAUUAUUCAAUCAUACCAUACAUUGUUUGGAAAAUAGUGAUACAGAUUACAUAGCAGGUGUACUGUGUAAAAAAACAAGGUGCAUCUUACUUAAUUUGGUUGCCCCACAUCUCACAUUUAAAGUUUAAAUUGGUCAGUUCUGUUUGUUUGUAGUUUGUACCUAAUGUAUACCUAAAUGUCAUUGAUUGCUGUUUUUUAUAUUAUUAAUUAAUGUACUCAAAAGGCAUCCAAAUGUGAAAUUUUAC
Cuscuta epithymum is the source of this 2954-nucleotide messenger RNA. NCBI's taxonomy places the organism in Eukaryota, Viridiplantae, Streptophyta, Magnoliopsida, Solanales, Convolvulaceae. The record is from the annotation of a GenBank genome assembly.